This is a messenger RNA of Oppia nitens, 1146 nucleotides long. Its product is annotated as interferon-induced, double-stranded RNA-activated protein kinase-like. Bases 33 to 1112 code for a protein of 359 amino acids. The transcript is spliced from 3 exons. Gene Ontology annotation, biological process: protein phosphorylation. NCBI's taxonomy places the organism in Eukaryota, Metazoa, Arthropoda, Arachnida, Sarcoptiformes, Oppiidae. Gene Ontology annotation, molecular function: ATP binding; protein kinase activity. The record is from RefSeq and is a predicted model, not a curated record.
UUUAUAUAAAUUACACGAAAGUUAUAACAAAAAUGGUUGAAAUGACACCAACUAUCAAUUUGGACCCAUUUGUAAACCCGAACCGUUUGAUCAAUGAAUUUGAUUUAAUGGACAAUAGUCUCGGUGUCGGUGGUUUUGCAGUGGUCAUCGGCGGUAAACAUAAAAUCGAUGAAAAGAUCUACGCUAUUAAAAUGAUACCUAUUGUCGGAUUGGAUAGCAAUGAUCUUCGCAUUGAUUUUAACAAAAAAAUUGGUGAAAUUAAGUUGUGGUCUAAACUAGAGUUUGGCGAUUGUGUUCAAUACCGGAGCGCGUGGUUAGAAAGGGAUGAAGAGUCGAGACAACGUCUUCUAAGAUAUUUAUCUGGCGUUUCAAAAGAAAGAGAAGACAUUUUUAGGAAAGCCAUACAUUAUGCCGUCCUUAACAUUCAAAUGGAUUACUGCUGGUUCUCAUUGAAAGACAUAUUAAUCAAAAUUAUGUCAUAUUUUGGUGUUAAUAAUAAUGGAUUUUUAUCACCAAUUGCUUACUACAUAUCAUCGGAACUGUUUGUUGAGAUACUAGAAGUCAUAAACCGAUUGCACACCGAUUGUAUGCCACUUGUUAUUCAUCGAGAUAUCAAAUCGUCUAAUAUAUUAAUUAAAUAUAGUCCACAACACGGCUUUGUAAAGUUGGCCGACUUUGGUCUGGCAGUCGAACACAAGAGAAAAUCGCAAAGUCAUAGCAAAUGUGUGGGAACUGCUCGUUAUAUGGCACCGGAGGUCAUCUUCUCCAGAAAAUACAACGAGAAGGCAGACAUCUAUAGCAUUGGUAUUAUGCUUCAGGAACUCUUUAACUUUGACAUCAAUCAUAUAAACGAUCAGUUAGAUAUUGAAUUACUGGAACAAUAUAAGUGUCUCAAAACACUAAUAAAACGGAUGACUGAAGGGACACCAUCAGGAAGACCUUCAUGUCGAGAGAUCAUUGAAAAGGAUGAUCUAAAUGGUUGGGCUCUGUCUUAUCAUGUGGUUAGAGAUGAAGUCUUAAAUACCAUUGAUAUCAAUCGGACAUAUAAUGGACAGGAGAGGUUUGUUGAGUUUUUCCUCAAAAUAAAAAAUGCUGCCAAUAAUAAUAACUAAUGAUAACUAAAUUAAAAUUUUUAAUUGUAUUAAA